Molecule: messenger RNA, 2793 nt
Organism: Rhea pennata
Lineage: Eukaryota; Metazoa; Chordata; Aves; Rheiformes; Rheidae
Product: keratin, type II cytoskeletal 6A-like
Exons: 16
Coding region: 1-2793 (930 amino acids)
Biological process (GO): keratinization; intermediate filament organization
Cellular component (GO): keratin filament
Molecular function (GO): structural constituent of skin epidermis
Source: RefSeq, a predicted model, not a curated record
AUGUCUCGGCAGUCUGUCUGUAGAAGCUUUGGAGGUGGGAGUAGAAGGGGCUACAGCUCUUGCUCUGCCAUCGGUGGUGGCUUUGGAGGAGGUGGCAGCAGAAGCAGGACGAGCUACAGUUCAUACUCCACAUCCAGGGGAUUUGGAGGUGGUGGAGGACGUUGUGGAGGAUUUAGCAGCAGGAGCCUCCAUAAUAUAGGCAGCAGUGGAAGGAUUGCCAUGGGUGGAUGUUAUGGCGGCUAUGGAGGCUAUGGAGGCUAUGGAGGCAGAAUUGGCUUUGGUGGUGGCUUUGGAGGACUAGGUGGUGGAGGAGGAAUGGGUGGCUUUGGUGGAGGACUAGGUGGUGGAGGAGGACUGGGUGGCUUUGGUGGAGGACUGGGUGGCUUAGGUGGAGGAAUGGGUGGUGGAGGAAUAGGUGGCUUUGGUGGCCCUGGAUUCCCUGGAGGCAUCCAUCCGGUGCAGGUUGACCAAAGCCUGCUGCAGCCAGUUCGUGUUGAGAUUGACCCUCAGAUCCAGCAAGUGAAAAACCAGGAGAAGGAACAGAUCAAGACUCUUAACAAUCAGUUUGCCUCCUUCAUUGAUAAGGUUCGCUUCCUGGAGCAACAGAACAAGGUCCUCUCCACCAAGUGGGAGCUCCUGCAACAGCAAGGGCCUUCUGGGCCAAGGAAGAACCUCGAUGUCAUCUUUGAAAAUUACAUCCAGAACUUGAGGAGGCAGCUGGACUCAAUCUUGGCACAGAGGGGACAACUGGAAUCAGAACUGCAGAACAUGCAGCAAUAUGUUGAAGAUUACAAAACCAAGUAUGAGGAAGAGAUCAACAGGCGCACUGCUGCCGAGAAUGAGUUUGUAGUACUCAAGAAGGAUGUGGACUGUGCCUAUAUGACUAAAGUAGAGUUGGAAGCAAAGGUGGGAGCUCUGACAGAUGAAAUCAACUUCCUGAGGUGCAUCUACGAGGAGGAGUUGUCUCAGAUGCAGACAAUCAGCCGGGACCUGUCUGUGGUGGUGUCUAUGGAUAACAGCAGGCACCUGGAUCUGGACAGCAUCAUUGAGGAAGUCCGACGCCAGUAUGAACAGAUUGCUCAGAGCAGCAGAGCUGAGGCUGAGGCUUGGUACCAGAGCCAGUAUGAACAGCUGCAGAGCACCGCUGGAAGGCAUGGGGACAGCCUCCGCAACACCAAGAUAGAGAUCCAAGAGCUGACCCGCAACAUCCAGAGGCUGCGGGCCGAAAUCGAGAAUGUGAAGAAGCAGAACCAGCAGCUGCAGGCCGCCAUUGCUGAGGCAGAGGAGCGGGGCGAGAUGGCCCUCAAGGAUGCCAGGAUCAAACUGGAAGAGCUGGAAUCCGCCCUGCAGAAAGACAAGGAGGAGUUGGCUCGCUUGCUGAAGGAAUACCAGGAGCUGUUGAAUGUUAAGAUUGCAUUGGAUGUUGAGAUUGCCAUGUACAGGAAGCUGCUGGAGGGAGAGGAGAGCAGGUUGUGUGGAGAUGGCAUGUCCAACGUGAAUGUCUCUGUGGUAGGCAGGACCAGCAUCUCUGGAGGCAGAGGAAUCGUAGGAGGCGGCUUUGGAGGCGGCAGCGGCAUAGGAGGAGGCUUUGGAGGUGGAAGCGGCAUAGGAGGAGGACUAGGUGGUGGAGGAGGAAUGGGUGGCUUUGGUGGAGGACUAGGUGGUGGAGGAGGAAUGGGUGGCUUUGGUGGAGGACUGGGUGGCUUAGGUGGAGGAAUGGGUGGUGGAGGAAUAGGUGGCUUUGGUGGCCCUGGAUUCCCUGGAGGCAUCCAUCCGGUGCAGGUUGACCAAAGCCUGCUGCGGCCAGUCCACGUUGAGAUUGACCCUCAGAUCCAACAAGUGAAAAACCAGGAGAAGGAACAGAUCAAGACUCUUAACAAUCAGUUUGCCUCCUUCAUUGAUAAGGUUCGCUUCCUGGAGCAACAGAACAAGGUCCUCUCCACCAAGUGGGAGCUCCUGCAACAGCAAGGGCCUUCUGGGCCAAGGAAGAACCUCGAUGUCAUCUUUGAAAACUACAUCCAGAACUUGAGGAGGAAGCUAGAGUCUCUUCUGGGACAGAGGGGACAGCUGGAGUCUGAACUGCAGAGCAUGCGGCAAUACGUUGAGGAUUACAAGACCAAGUAUGAAGAAGAAAUCAACAGGCGCACGGCUGCUGAGAAUGAGUUUGUGGUGCUCAAGAAGGAUGUGGACUGUGCCUACAUGACCAAAGUAGAGUUGGAAGCAAAGGUGGGAGCUCUGACUGAUGAAAUCAACUUCCUGAGGUGCAUCUACGAGGAGGAACUGUCUCAGAUGCAGACAAUCAGCCGGGACCUGUCUGUGGUUGUGUCUAUGGAUAACAGCAGGCACCUGGAUCUGGAAAGCAUCAUUGAGGAAGUCCGACGCCAGUACGAACAGAUUGCUCAGAACAGCAGGGCUGAGGCUGAGGCUUGGUACCAGAGCCGGUAUGAAGAGCUGCAGAGCACCGCUGGAAGGCAUGGGGACAGCCUCCGCAACACCAAGAUAGAGAUCCAAGAGCUGACCCGCAACAUCCAGAGGCUGCGAACCGAAAUCGAGAACGUGAAGAAGCAGAACCAGCAGCUGCAGGCCGCCAUUGCUGAGGCAGAGGAGCGGGGCGAGAUGGCCCUCAAGGAUGCCAGGAUCAAACUGGAAGAGCUGGAAUCCGCCCUGCAGAAAGACAAGGAGGAGUUGGCUCGCUUGCUGAAGGAAUACCAGGAGCUGUUGAAUGUUAAGAUUGCAUUGGAUGUUGAGAUUGCCAUGUACAGGAAGCUGCUGGAGGGAGAGGAGAGCAGGUAA